AUGUUCUCUUUCACCAAGAUUGCCUCCUUCGCCGUCCUCGCCUUGGGCAUCCUUGUCUACGCGUAUGCUCUCCCGGCCGUCGAGGAGUCGCACCUGCGCUUGCGGCAGCCCCGCUGGUCUUUCUGGAGCGACGCUGCCACUCUCCGAUCCAGGGUCACCAAAGUAACCUCGCUCAUCCAAUCGGUGACGACGUCUUUGUCGGAUCUUGUCGUGCAGACACAGGCCCAGGUGCUCGCCAAGUUGGACGGAAGCGGUCUCCUGAGCGUCGGCGACGUCGCGGGCCUCGUCGGAGGGCUGUUGAACAUCUUUGGUGUGCUUGGGCCCCUUACGACGGGUUCGGGGGCGUUUGGCGGUCUCGGUCUGCUCACCCCUCUUCUGUCUGUUGUAGAGUUGCUCGUGAGCGUUGUGGUGACGCUGCUGGGAACUACGGUGUCCUCCCUACUGAGUAUUCUCCUGCCGCUCAUCCUUGGUCUCGUUCCGCAGCUCCUGAGCCUUGUCAUUUCCUUCCUCUUGGGCUUGCUUGGUCUCUGA
Messenger RNA from Heterobasidion irregulare TC 32-1, 531 nucleotides. RefSeq lists its product as uncharacterized. The transcript has 3 exons. The record is from RefSeq and is a predicted model, not a curated record. NCBI's taxonomy places the organism in Eukaryota, Fungi, Basidiomycota, Agaricomycetes, Russulales, Bondarzewiaceae. Bases 1 to 531 code for a protein of 176 amino acids.